Molecule: messenger RNA, 3777 nt
Organism: Dalotia coriaria
Lineage: Eukaryota; Metazoa; Arthropoda; Insecta; Coleoptera; Staphylinidae
Gene: Chro
Product: chromodomain-containing protein chromator
Exons: 7
Coding region: 175-3171 (998 amino acids)
Source: RefSeq, a predicted model, not a curated record
CGUCGCUGGCGUUGCGGCGGACGCUGUAAUCAAGCCGCAGUGAUGUCGCUGCAUCGGCCGAUGCCGUGGUGCUACUUUCACAUUCGUUUUGAUUUUGACACAAAAUCAAAAUAAAACCGAGUUAUUCGGCGUCCGCUAACCCCGACCGAUUCUGGCUGAGCGCCACGUGGAAACAUGACGGAAGAGGUGGAGAAGCCUCUGGAUGGGCUCUCUGAAGAGGAGAAGACCACAAUUAUUACAAAUGCUGUAAAAGAGGUGCACUUAGCUGAUAUUCUCCUGUGUGGCAAAUGCAAUGAGGUGUAUCACAUGCUGGAGGAAUUCCAGGAACACAAAGCAAGUGAAAGCUGCAAGGAAAAUGGAGAAAUCAAGGAGACACUGAAAGAUGAUAAGAAGCCACAGAUAUGGGCAUUUACACUCUGGAAAAACACCAAGUUCAAGAAGAUGGCAUCAGAGGAGAAGGCACUCACAUCAUGGAACAUGUAUCAGACAUGGAGGGCAAUGAAGGAGCCUGAAAAGGAGACAUGGUUGACUGUUGCAGCAAAUAUGCAGGGGUUGUAUGAUAUUGUUGUGAAUUUUGAGAGGAGCAAGUUGAAAAUUUUACCCAAGAAGGAAGGAGAGGAUGCUAAAGACUCAAAAGCUCCAGUUAUUUUGAAUAAGGUGAUUAAAGCUUCAAAUACGCGAAAAGCAUUUAGGACGGGCGGAGACAGUAAAGUGGAGCUUCUUGUUGAGAAGUUUACGUCAAAACGGUACAAUCCACGCAAGAAAACGUUUGAAUAUCUUGUUAAAUGGGAAAAUUUGGAUGCUGACCAGAACACCUGGGAACCAACUGUAGCCCUCUACAACUGCAAAUCAAUGAUGGAAGAAUUCGAGAAAAACCUCCAAGCUCAACGAGAACAGAACCGCGUUCAGAAAUCACUCGAUAAAGCAAAGAAAGCCGCCGAGCAACCAGUUUACGAAGGACGCCCACAGCGCACCAGCAAACAAAAAGCGCUCAACCAAGUAAAAGCUUGGUGCGGUGCCGAAUCACAAGACCAUGGCGAUAAACGCGUCUUCUCUGAUGAUUCAGAAGACGACGACUUCUACGAAAAACGCAUCAAGAUGGAAGCCGACAGCGACUCCGACGACGGCCAACCGAUUGUCACCAUUAAACGCAUCAACAAAAACGGCGUCGAACGUCGAGUAGGCACCGCGCAAAAGGUGGACACCAUUACCCUUCCAGAAAACAUCCUUAUCCCAGACGCUAAAGGUAUUGUACGUAUCAGCCAGAAACAAAUUCCAUCGUUAAGUUCAGGCGUGUACGUCAUGUCAAAAACCGCUGGGAUUAUCAAAUUGGACACAGCUGCAGCGACGAAGUUAACACAAGGCGGUGGUCAGACUGUUCUGAAAGUAGCACCCAAAGUUGGUCAGGCUAGUAUCAAAGUAAUCAAAAAGAGUAGUCUUGGUAAUGAUCUGAGCAACGGCGGGCAGAAGAUUGCAUUCAAGGCUUUAAGCUCCGGUGGAGUUUCCGCAAGACCAUUGAUGAAGAACUACAGCGGGAAGGUUUACAUGCAACGACGGACCAAUGCACAAGCAGCCGCAGUGGCCGCGCAGAAGAAAAACGAAGUGGAAUUCGAGCAUGAAAUGAGUAAAUACGACGACGAAUCUGACGGUAUCGAAGAGAUGGAAUUCCCUGAAGAAAUUCAAGUACCUGUCGCGGAAAGUCCACCGCCCGAGUUUUCUCUAUGUCCGCUUACGGGUAAAGUCGUCGAUAAGAACGGCAGCGUCAUUGAAACGGAAGAACCGCCGGAAGCCGAUGCAGAUAACGUGACGGUUAAAGAAGAAUCAAAUGAAACAACUGCAGUGACGACCGCGUCGAGUUCAUUGGGUAAUUUGGUUAAUAUUGCCGCGGCGGACAUUUUGGACGAUCUCGCCAACAACGAUAUUAAACCCGAAGCGAUGGAAAUGGCUGCGGAAGACUUAAAUAUGCAGGUUAAUGUUAAGACGGAAACUGGUACCGCUGUCGCGACGGUGACGAUACCCCAAAGUGUUUCAUCACCACCGCCUUUAGUAAGAACAACGCCGACGAGUGGGCGCACACAAGUGAAACAAACGCGGAUUAUUCACUCGCCUGCGUCAAAGCCUUCGAUUCUCAGCACGGCGUUAACAAAUGCGAAUAUUGUACGUAGAGGUCCACCCAAGUUGGUGAGAAGAACUGAUGCGCGUGGUGGUAUUGUUCAGACCCGAAUGCCACCACAUCAAAUCGUGCGACAAGUUGGCGCUGCGCAGCAUUCUACGGUUGUGACGAGAGUGACGCCCUCUGGUGUCACGCAACAAGUCCGCCAGAUUCGGCCUGGCACGCAAAUAAUCCGCAAGCGGAUUGUUCAGGUACCUGCCGGACAUGGCCAGGCGCAACUUCAACCCGGGCAGAGGAGUGUUGUUAGGCAACCAACGCGCGUGUAUCAACAGGUGGUGAGAACGAGCACUCCUCAAGUUACGCAGGUUACAUACGUUGCAACACCGACGAAUAGUAAUAAAGUUAUUACGAUGCCGCCAUUGUUGGAGACAUCCGUGGCGACACCUGUUUUACAAAAAGAGAAACCUAUAGCGCCCAAGGUGCAACAACAGCAGCAGAUUCAGCAAAUACAACAAGUUGUGCAGCCGGUUGUUCAACAAGUUGUACAAGAGCAGCCGCAGGAGGAACCCGCUACGAGUCCUGUACAAGAAACAACGACGUUAAAUCUUGGGGAUGAUGCUCCGCUGUUGAUUACAGGGGAGGACGGGACGAUUUAUCAGGUUGCAGGUCAGAAUGAAGAUGGGCAGACGAUUUUGAUUACGCAGGGUGAAGAUGGCGAACAACAAUGUCUUCUAGUAGCGCCGGAAAACGCGAAUCUUAUCACGCAAGCGCUUGUGAAACCACAGCAGACGCAGGAAACUAUUGUUCAACAAGAGCAGCCUACUAUCGUACAAGAGGAGCAGCCACAGGUGUCUGUUGAGCAGCAGCUGUCGAUUAACACAGAGGUAGAGGCGACGGAGGAACCUGCGGACGAUUCGCAGGUUGUUGCACAGAUCGUCAGUGCGAACCCUCCAAGUCCAGGUGGAACGAGAAAAGUAGUACUAAUGUUGCCCGACGGCAACUUUAUGAUGACUGAGGUGACAGCCGAGCAGUACGCCGCCUUGGAGCUAGAUAAAUAAACGACGAAUCGUAAACAUAGUGAAAAAAAAUACUGGGCUCGAUCGCGGUGAACAUUCGAAAUAUCUUACACUCUCACCACCCUUUACCCUCUUUACACACACAAAUGACUUUGAAGUUGCGUUGCAAGUUUUCUGAACAUGAUGUUUCAUCGAAAAAGGUUACAUAUAUACGCGUAUAAUAGCCAUUAAUUGAUUAACGUUUAUACUAGAUUUACACGUACGGAGGAAAAUCGAAGGAAAGUGUUAUAUUUGAUAUACGGGCAUGUGGGAGCGUGGGUUAAGUAAUAAAGUGGCGUUGGAAGUUGGAAAAGCGGACCUUUUGGUGUAAACAUUUCGUGAAAAGUUAAAUCAUUAAAUUUUAAUCGUUUUAAAAAAGAGACAGAUAAUUACGGACAUUAUGUGAAAAAAUUAAUUGUGUAUGACUUAUUGAAGACGGGGAUUUGAAGACAUGGAAAAUAUAUUAAAUGACUAUAAUUGUAGCGCCAAUAUAAUGUUAAUAUCAACUAGAUGUAAGCAACUAAACGUGUUUAACUAAACUGGACACAAAAUGUACGGGGAUGAUGCGCGAUAAUGAAGUAAAUAAAUUAGCUAAGGUUCAAUAUAUUA